This is a messenger RNA of Uloborus diversus, 1575 nucleotides long. Its product is annotated as cell adhesion molecule Dscam2-like. Gene Ontology annotation, molecular function: cell-cell adhesion mediator activity. NCBI's taxonomy places the organism in Eukaryota, Metazoa, Arthropoda, Arachnida, Araneae, Uloboridae. The record is from RefSeq and is a predicted model, not a curated record. The coding region runs from base 1 to 1575 and encodes 524 amino acids. The transcript is spliced from 9 exons. Gene Ontology annotation, cellular component: axon; plasma membrane. Gene Ontology annotation, biological process: axon guidance; homophilic cell-cell adhesion; dendrite self-avoidance.
AUGCCAAGUAAAAUGCUGGAAAAUCUAAUUCUUCUACUGUUCAUCACAACGUUAACAAAAGCUGGAGAAUCGCCUGCAGUAACACCUUUCAUGUUUCCUCCUCUUAAAGAAGGAGAGAGAGCAAGUGCCAUUUGCACCAUAAAAUCUGGUGACAGACCUUUGAAAUUUCAGUGGAAGAAGGAUGGCAGAGACAUUGCUGAAAUACCUAAAGUAGACAUACAAUCUGUAAAAGAUGCAUCUUCCAUAUUGACAAUAGAGUCAGUAUCUUCUAAGUUUUCUGGAAAUUAUACAUGUACAAUUUCUAACUCGUUUGGAAGUGAUAGCUUCACGGCCUCAUUGGUGGUCUCUGCUCCACCGCAAUGGGUGCAAGAACCAUUUGAUGCGUUUUCUAAAGAAGGCGAAAGUUUAAGAAUCGACUGCAGAGCAACAGGGGUACCUCUACCUACAGUUACUUGGACAGCAGGUGACAAAACAGAGUCCUUCACUUCGACAGAGCAAUCCUCAACUAUUCGUGUGUCACCUUCAGGAACGCUAAUUAUUGAUAAAAUUGAAGCUGCAAUGAAGGGAUCUUAUACCUGCACAGCCGAUAAUGCCUUUGAUUCUCCUGCUGUUGCACCAUUCAUUUUCCCUCCAGCGUUAAAAGAAGGUGACAGAGCGAGUGUCACAUGCACAAUCACAUCAGGUGACAGACCGCUCCAAUUUCAGUGGAAAAAAGAUGGACAAGAUAUUUCAAGUUUUAAGAACAUCAAAACGCAAUCGAUAACAGAUACUUCCAUACUGAUCAUAGAAUCAGUUACAGCAAAAAGUUCCGGGAACUACUCUUGCAUUAUUUCUAAUUCUCAUGGAAGCGAUACGUUUACUGCGGUAUUGACUGUUACAGCUCCUCCGGAGUGGAUUAAGGAACCAGAAGAUAAGUUUACUCAAGAGGGAGAUAGCUUAACUAUUGAAUGUGAGGCUUCUGGUGUCCCAAAACCAAAUGUAAAGUGGACAUCAGGUGCAGACUCAGCGUAUCAAAUUUCAACUGAUCAGAUUUCUACGAUGAGAGUAACACAGACGGGAUCACUCAUCAUUGGAAAAGUGGAUUCCUCCAUGAAAGGAUCCUAUACCUGUGAAGCAGAAAACGGAUUUGGUAAAUCUCUUAGAAAAACUAUUUCAAUUUCCGUCCGAGAAUCGCCUGCAGUAACACCCUUCAUAUUUCCUCCCCUUAAAGAAGGCGAGAGAGCAAGUGCUACUUGCACCAUAAAAUCUGGGGACAGACCUUUGCAAUUUCAGUGGAAGAAGGACGGUAGAGAUAUUUCUGAAAUAUCUAAAGUAGAAAUUCAAACUGUAAAAGAUGCCUCUUCUAUACUGACAAUAGAGUCUGUAUCUUCCAAGUUUUCUGGAAAUUAUACGUGUAUUAUUUCCAAUUCGUAUGGGAGUGAUAGUUUUACGGCAGCAUUAAUUGUCUCUGCUCCACCGGAGUGGGUUCAAGAACCAUUUGAUGCGUUCUCUAAAGAAGGCGAAAGUUUAAGAAUAGACUGUAGAGCAACAGGGGUACCUACACCUUCAGUUACUUGGACAGCAAGCAAGUAUUAG